This is a messenger RNA of Mycena citricolor, 843 nucleotides long. The record is from the annotation of a GenBank genome assembly. Lineage: Eukaryota; Fungi; Basidiomycota; Agaricomycetes; Agaricales; Mycenaceae.
GGGAUAACGACGCCGGAGCUGGCUCCUCCGACGGUCUCAGCGACGACUGGGGGUGUGCGUCAGUAUGCGGCCCGAGUUCAAUGAACUUGGCCUCGAGCUCGGCGCGCAGGCGCUCAACGAACUGCGCUUCGGACUCGCCCUCACGCUGGUAGCGCCGCGCGUACGCCGGGGACACGUGGUGGAAGCGUUUGCUAUCGAGGAUGUCGUUGUACGGCGCUCGGCGUGCUGCGUUCCACGCGACGUUCAGCGUACCAAGCGACGCGCCGUGGUAGGACGACUUGCGCCCAAUAUAGUUCACACGCUGCGUCUGGCCAAGUUCCCAGAAGUACUGUGCGUGUGUUGUUUCAGAACGACUGGGAUGCAGAUGCAGACGCGGGCUUGUUCACCUGGCGAGCAGUCUUGAGAGCGCCUUCGACAGCUUCGCUACCACCGGACGCAAAGGCAAUGCGUGCAAAGGCACCUUGGGACCUGUCGAUGAUGUUCUGUGCGAGCAUCUCGGUCGGGGUGUUCGUGAGCUGCGUGUGGAAGGUGACUGGGCAGACGGCGGCAGUGAGCAACACGAUCUAGACACGCAGGCGACUACUGGCACCCACAGUUCAGGAUCCCCGCCUGUUCGCGAAUAGCUUCGACGACGGCCGGGUGUCCGUUGCCUAUGCAGACGACGGCCGCCCCACCCACUGCGUCAGUGACGCGGCUGCCGUCUUCGAGGUCAUAGUAGAUCCCGUAGGCUUUAACUGCCAGAGGCGGCGUCUUGUAUGUCUUGUGCAGGACUGCGGACUUGCUGAAGGACCGAAUGCUGGCGAUAUCUCCCAUGAUGUGGUGGUUUGGGAUCUGUAGUUUCUG